Sitophilus oryzae (rice weevil) is the source of this 2637-nucleotide messenger RNA. It is a transcript of the gene magu, whose product is annotated as SPARC-related modular calcium-binding protein 1. Gene Ontology annotation, molecular function: heparin binding; extracellular matrix binding; calcium ion binding. The record is from RefSeq and is a predicted model, not a curated record. Bases 266 to 1912 code for a protein of 548 amino acids. Gene Ontology annotation, biological process: extracellular matrix organization. Gene Ontology annotation, cellular component: basement membrane. Lineage: Eukaryota; Metazoa; Arthropoda; Insecta; Coleoptera; Curculionidae. The transcript is spliced from 9 exons.
AGAACGACUCGCAGCGUCGUCACAGCGAGUAGCCCCAGCAAGUGCGUCCAGCGGAAUAGGCUAGCGAUCUUUUUCGGCGUUGGCGAUUUUUCGAACAACAAUCGUUGACCGUAUGAUAUCUGCGCGCCGGUGUUUGUGUUUUUCGCUUCGAGGUUUGUGGCUGUGGCUGUGUGUCGGCUGGUUCAGUGUGGCGAUUAUGCGCUAGCGGGUAAGAAGCCGUAGCCGAGUAGGUUGUGUGCGCGCACGGAGGAUUAUUUGCCGCGAUAUGUGGCCCUCGUCCAAGCCGAUCGCGCUUCUUGUGGGAUGCUGUGUCCUGCCGGUGCUUUUUGUCCCUUCGGCUUUCGGAGAUAACGCACAAGAAUCGAGUGAAUGUAACCCCAACGCAUGCAAAAAGACAGACAAUGAAAAGACGGUUUGUGGUUCAGACGGGUUGAGCUAUCCUAAUAGAUGUCAGUUGGAACGCGUCAGGUGUCAAAAUAAGAACAUAACUAUGGUGAAGAGAGGUCUGUGUAAACAACAAAGGCAGUGUUUGGAAUGGGACCUGUUAGACUCAGAAUUUCCACAGCAUAGGUUCAAAGCAAGAUGUAAACAAAAUGGUGCUUAUGAACCUGGACAAUGCCAUCCAACUACGGGCUUUUGUUGGUGCGUUACUCCAGAUGGUAUUCCAAUUCCUUAUUCGACAAAAAAGAUGAACGAAAAACCAGGCAGUAAACCUAUAAGGUGUCGAAGCAGAAAGAAAAAAACAAGAUCGCCCAGCAACACCAAGAAGAACAUCUGCAGGAUGAGCGAAAAGUCUCUUUUCAACAACAACCUUAUCAAAAGCUUUCACUCCGAAUAUCAUCGAGACGCAGGCCGAAAUGAUAACGACGACAUGGUGAUAAAGUGGAAAUUUCGUACGUUAGAUCAGAACAACGACAUGAUACUGGACAAGAACGAAUACAGAGACAUCAAACGGCUGGUGAAGAAAGCGAUGAAGCCGAAGAAGUGCGCCAAAGCUUUUCCUAAGUCCUGCGACAUCAACAACGACCUGAGGAUCACAUCACAGGAAUGGAACGACUGCUUCGAUAAAAAUGGACAGACAGUUUCUUUCCGUGUGUUUUUAUCGCUGGAUGCAGAUGCUACAGUCAGCAGCUCGAACGAUGCCGACGAUGAAGAUGCAGAUUCGGACGAUUUCCUCAGCAGAAGGCAAUCACCACCACACGGAGUACUUAGGGCAGAGCCGAGUGCACUUCCAUCAUUAAGUCCGGAAGAAGAAGAAUCGUUGGAGACGAGAGAAGAAGAAGUCACAGACUGCAUGUCAGACAGAAGGUUAGCGUUGGAGGAUGCCAAAGACUCCACAUUUUCCUAUAUACCAGAUUGCACACCAGACGGCAGAUUUCAAAAAAUUCAAUGCUACAAGUCUGCUGGAUACUGUUGGUGCGUUCACGAAGACACGGGCAAAAAUAUUCCUGGAACAUCAGUCAAGAACCAAAUACCCAAUUGCAACCUGUUGAAAGCUACACAGCCUCCUAUGAAAGGAUGUCCAGAUGAUAAGAAGAUUGUAUUUUUGAAGGAUCUCAUUCAGUUCCUAUAUACAAAGAUGAAAGCUAACAAUUCUGCAGAAUCACCCGCCAUAACACAAUCCAGGGAGGAACAAGUUGCAUAUUGGAGUUUUAAUUACUUCGACAAAGAUAAAAAUAAGAAUUUGGAUAGGCCGGAGUGGAAGGCGUUCAAAGACUAUAUCAUCCCAAUAAAAGGCCUAAGAAAAUGCGGCAAGAAACUGCCAAGGUACUGUGAUAUAGAUAAAGAUAGAAAAAUUAGCAAGACCGAAUGGUUGGACUGCCUUAAUGUUCAAGAAUCACAAGGGACAUUUUAUCACUCGUCACCAAGAACAGGCAAGAACAAUCCUUUAGACAUUCUGAAAGAUGACUAAUAUUUACCAGGCGUUUUGGUAAAGAAAACCUACGGAUUUGUUGUAUUAAAAUAAAACCAUCAACUGUAUAUACGUGAUGUAUCAGGCCAGGGUAAACUUGCGGAUAUACAUAUCAGAAAUUUAGGCCCAAUCAGAGAGCAGCAUUAAGCGUUAACGGAAAUAAACUGUAUUUUUGAACGGUGAUCAAAUUGAUAAUUUUCAUCAAUAGAACAGACUGGUCGGUUAUGCUCCUUGCAACUUUUGUGAUGAUAGCUUAUAGUGUACAGCUUUUGUAAAGUUACAAUAUUAAACUUUAGCUUUAAAUAUUUGUGUCCUGAUCGUUAAUAAUUUAUUUAAAUAUAUAGAUCGAAAUAAGGUGAAUAUUUCUAUUUUAUAGUAAGUUAUUUGCAGUGCCGUUAUUUUGUAUUGUUUUUAAAAUUAUAGAAUGAUUGGACUCUUUUUGAAUAUCGUUAGAAAAGAACAACAAUUAAUAGUUUGGUUACAUUGUGUGAUAAAGUAGGUCCAACAAGUCAGGGAAGAUUUCGGCAGACGACAAAAAAUAGACUUUACCUGUGAAGUAAAAUUACAGACAAUUGUCAUUAUCAUAUAUGUCACUGUCACUAUCAACAUAGGUGUCCUUUUGACCCAAUGACUAAAGAAUCCAAGGGCAAAUAACACCUGAGAGCAAAUUGUGACGAUGUCACCAAACAGUGCCGUGGCACAUAUUUUUCUUAACCUAGCUGUUU